Molecule: messenger RNA, 4643 nt
Organism: Eurytemora carolleeae
Lineage: Eukaryota; Metazoa; Arthropoda; Copepoda; Calanoida; Temoridae
Exons: 20
Coding region: 367-4128 (1253 amino acids)
Source: RefSeq, a predicted model, not a curated record
GUUUACAGAAGUCGGAGUUUGCCAACAAGAGAUAUUCUUCCAGAGAGAGAUUAUUACCCACUCAGUCGGGAUCUAUCCCCAACUCGAAGAUAUCCAUUUGCACAUCAAGACCAUCGAUACAACAACAACAGCAGGCAUUUUGAUGGAAGACGAGAAGUGUACAGUAGUUUGGGGGAUUACAGGCAUGACUAUCCCCUGAAUCCACGUGGUGGAAGAAGAAAUGUGUACUCAAGUCUUGGGGAUUACGGGAACACGUAUACCGAAUCUCAGAACCGGUUUUAUCCUGGAUACAGGAACAGUGGAAACUAUCAAAGACACUCAGGAUUAGAUAUAAGGGACAGUGGCUUUUCUAGACCUACAAGUGCGAUGAGCAACUAUAGUUUUCCAGAACUCUAUCACUAUAACAGAUUGGCUCAGAAUCCAUACACUGAAUUUGAUAAUUCUCUCUUCAAUGAUCUUUACUCUGAUGAAUUCAUGGGUUAUUCAAGCGAAUCUCCAAUGCUACCAGAAUUUGGGGGAAAUAUGUUUGGAUAUAGACAGACACCUUUGAAGCCAUGUCUAAAACGAAAUUCUACUCCAAACCAGGACUAUUUCAGUUCCUCAUUUAAUAAUUACCAUCGAAAUGAAACACCAUCUGCAUUUCUUCCAUUCACAUCCCUCAGUUCGGAAAGUCAAAAUGGCUACUCCUCAAGACGCUCAGCUUCAACAAACAGAGCCACACCUACCAGGUUUAGGUCUGAGAUAUCCCGCUUUACAGAAUCACUUUAUGAUCUAGCAAAACCACAAGCAAUUCAUCCAGUGAUGACCUACCCUGAUCUUUUACAAGGAACUGUUAAGGAUCCAAAUGAAUACUUAAAUCCCAAGGUUGCCAUGAAGCCUGUUCAAAAUCUUGAUAGAAUUAAUCCCAUCACAGGACUUCCAUUUGUUGAGUUUGUGCCAGCAUUAGAACUCACAGUAGCACAAUCAAGUGGUAUAAUGCCAGACUGGACCCCUAGUCCUGAUACCACUGCCAGAAAAGUUGCAGCAUUACUUGACCCUCAAGAUACUUACUCUGAUCUUGUCAACUCCUUUCAGAGGCACCACAACAAUCAGCUAGUGAUUGGACAAUAUGGGUUGGGAAAUACACUCAACACUAACAAAGCAGUAUUCCCAAAGGUUGCGCACUCAGAAUAUAGAUCAUCCUAUCCAUCAUCCCACAGAAGAAGAUCAAGAAAUCCUCACGUAGCUGUGACUCCACAGCAUUAUCCAGAGAGACCAUGGUCUGAGCCUAUAAAUACAAUUCAAUCUCACUACAGCUCUUAUAGUCGUCCUUCUGUUACAUAUAUGUAUCCUGAACCUGUUAUGAACCAACUUAGUUCAACAAUAGACCCAUUGACUUUAAAUGCUUUGGGAGGAUAUCAGCAUCAAGAUCUUUUGUUUAAUUAUAAUCAACAAGCUUUACUCAAUAACCUCCAACAACAAAACUAUCAAGAUAUUUAUCAACAAAGCAGUUACAGUGGACAACAACAAAACUUGCAAGGCAUGCAACCCCAAAACAUUCAACCCGUCCAUCCACAAAGUUUUACAGGGGUUUCUUCCCAAAAUUAUCAAGGAAACCAACAGCAAACCUUUCAAAAUCCUCAAACACAAGGGUAUAUAGAUCUUCAGCAGCCACAACAUGGAACUCAACUCAUAAACCAACAUCUGGGAUUUCAAAAUCAAAACCUUCAGCAGUUUCUUAAUCCUCAGUUUCACACCAAUUCAAAUGUUACAGGGUUACAGCAGUCUAACCAGGUAAUGGGAGCUCAGUUUGUCAACCCUAACUUCACAAACAGUGUACCAGAUCUCAGCAACCAAUACCUUCAAGGAAGAAAUUUUAGCAACAGUAAUUUUCUUAAUUCCAAUGUUCCAUUUCAAACUAUUGAGGAUACAAUUAAUAGCUUUAAUGAUCUGCCCAAGAUGAGAAGUAGUAUUUCACUUCAAAACCUUCACCAAGUUGAGUUGGCAUCUUCUGAUGAAGAGCUUGCCUAUUAUGACAGGAACAGAUGCUCAAGUUUCAUCAAGAACCCGACAAAUUUGACUGAGAUGCACUACCUUCAGUCUGAACUGUCUAGGAAGUAUGAAGAUUCUAAAGAAAUUGAAACUCACAUUCUUGGACAUGUUCCCAGCAUCUUGGAAUCAGGAAGAAUGGCGAGCACACGAUCAGACAUCGACCACAACCUGAAGAGGAUUAGUUUGUCAUAUGAGAGAAGGUGUAAGCUAAGACAGGAUUUAAGAACUAAAUUGAACUUACCAAAUCUUGUUCCAUCUAUGACUUUUGAUAGAUUUCACAAUCUUGUUCCAGCAAAUGAGCCUCCUCGAUACACUGAAAAUUCUGAGAAAAAAGGGCCCAAUAUUAUCAAAUUGGACAAUAUGCAUAUUGAGGUAAGUAAUGAAAUCAUGGCAAUGAUUUAUUACAGAGCACUGAAGGGCAAGUUUGAGCAAAGUAAUGAAAGGGAAACACCCCUGAGGAAAAGUAAGUCGUUUCCAAGUGCAAAAGAAACUCCAAAGAUAAAAGAACAAAGAAAACAAGAUCAAUCAAAGCAACUUAAGGACUUGAGCCUAAUAACAACAAGUGAUUAUGAGGACUCGUUUUUAGACUCUGGAAGUGAAACUGACCUUUCAACACUUGAAAUAGGUAUGACACGGGAAAUGAGAAUUCGAAGUCUGAAACGUUAUAGUCCUAGACAUCAUAAUACUAUGCUACCUGUUCUUGAAACUGAAAAUGAAAAUACUCCAGAUGUUGAGAUUAAGCAUACUAAAGCAAAAAAGCGGACAGAUCAAAGUGAAAAUUCAAUUUUACAGUUUGAUGAUAUUAAUGAGCCUGUUCCUCCUCCAGCUCCUGAAAUAAGGAUCCAAAAAAUAGCAAACGUUCAUAAAAUUGAAACAACAAUUCCAGAUAUCCUAAAGAGUCAAAAGCUGGAAUCAAAGCUAAAUAAUUUUGUGGUUGGCUAUGAUAAAAUCAAACAGAGUGAGGAGUUAAAAAGGAAAAAGAUGGCAUUAAAUGAUGAAAUAGAAUUAGAGAAAAGAAUUGAUAAAAGAGCUGGUUUGGAGAAAGUAAUCAAAGAAAAAGCUCAUUUGGUUUUAAAAGAGGACCAGAAAUUAGAGCAGCAAAGGAAAACUGAAAUUACAAAAAGAAAAGUGAACCUUCCACGUCAAGAAACAACAGAAGUUUUAAAAGAUAAAAAUGAUGAAUUAAAGAGAAAUUUAAUUCAGUUGGAAAGUAAGCUUGAGAUUAUCAGAGACAAAAAGAUGGAUAAUAUUGAAGAUCAUUUUACAGAAAUAAAAAGAUCUGCUUCUUCUGAGAUCCACAAGAAGUUAUCAAGUGAUGCUAUUAAUGUUAGAGAAAUAUUAAAGUCAAGGAAAUGUGUCCAACAACUUGACCCCUCUACCUCUCCUAAGUUUGAGGAACAUGUAACUAAUCCUUACACUGAAUCCACCUUGCAGGACCAAAUAGAGGCUGCGAGACAUCAGCUAGAUAUUAUUAAGAUGGAAGAGUUAGAACACAAACUUAUUCAUGAAUCUCAUGAUCCUUGGAUAAAUACACCUGAAAAAGAAUUCAGAGAAAAAGAUUCCCAGAAAGACAAGUUUCUUAUAUUACCUCCCGCUAAACAAACCACAAUGCUGGACCCAAAACUAAAAAGAAAUAACAAUUUAAACAUCAGCGACACUGCCAGAAAACAUCUUGGCAUUAAGGAUAAAAACCCAGAUGUGAUUAAGAGUCAAAAUUCAGAUGAUGAGCCCCAAAGAACAAGAAUUAAUUCAAUCUUCCAGACAAUAAAAUCCUCUCCACUUUACGCAGCAGACGUAGAUCAAACUAAAACAAAGCUCUACGCAGCAGAUACAGACCCAAUUAAACCAAAGAAAAUGGAAACACUGAUGAAGAAUGGACCAGAGAAUUGUCUGGAGCAACCUGGAGAAAAACCAGAAGAUUUGCUGACUCAAGCAGAUCUUCUCCAGGAUGAGAAGACGAAGAUAGAAGAGGAUAAGCAGAAUAAGAUGAUAAAUGUUUUAGCAGAAACCAAACCAAAUAUUAAACCAAUCCGACCAAACACUCUGGACCUGACUGAUCUAGACGAAUCCUCAGUCAUUUUUCUGAAAGAUGAUUAGUAUUUAAAGGGACUGUAAACGUAAUUUCAAAUAACCCUCUCUUACAGAGUGCUUUUCCUACACAUUGACUAAAUUUAUACUACAGAUUCAAUGGAGAAAUUAUCAGAAUUAAACACUUUUCAAUCUACAUUUGUUGUGAUAUUAAUGUUGCAAGGGUAUGAGCAAGUCUCUUUUUUAUUGGAGGGUCUUUUAAAAUCAAAAUCACAGUCCCCGAACGUUUCUUAUACCAUAACAGUCAUAACCAGCAUGUAAAGUGGAAAUAAGGUUGUUUUGAAUUUUGAUAGUUUAGAUGUUUGUUUUUCAAAUAAGAAAUGAUAAUUAAGGAGCCUAUAUUCAAAUAAAGAUUAGAUUAUGUUUCCCGGUGCUCCACUCCAAGUUUUGAAAAUGCCGGGACUAGGUUUAUUUUGUGUUUGUGAAUUCCAGAAUUUUCAUUCAAAAUUAUGUUUACAUAAUUUUUUUACUUAGAUCAAAGACUACCUUUAAUUUGUCAUGCUACUUUCAUGUUUCGUGAGACA